UUCGAGACCUUAUAUACCUCGCCCAUUUGCUUGUCUUGGCGCGUUUGACUAAUCACCAUCACACGUUUCGUCAAAAUCAUAAAAUAAUGAGAUCAAAAGGUCUCGUCAUGCGAAAUACACAUAGUUCUUCAGAUCAAAUUAUAUUCAGUCGAUCGACACAGGAAAGCUUCGACAUUUUUCUGGUAUCCAAGAAUAAUUUGUGUCUACGUAUGAUAGCGGAUGGUGAGGGAAUUGGAGGUGAUGAGAAAAUUGAACAGCUUUUAUACUUAUCGUUGUACGCGUGCUUAGGCUAUUUUCCGGCCGCGCUUAGCUUUCAUCAUCACUAUCACCAUCGCUGACAAUUUUCAAACCUGGCACUGUUCUCUUCGUUUUCUUAGCGUAUCCUGAGAAGACACACGCGCGCAUGGAUUUGGAUUCUUUAUCUGUUCAAUUCCAUAUGACGCGUUCAAGGCACGUGACAUGGGCCGAAGGACCUCCAGGCAGCAACGUUUGAAGUCAGGCCUCCAGCUCGCUUAACGUUCUGAUGCAGUGAUACGAUCUUGUGCGUUCACUUCCCCUCACUCACGCGGAAGCAAAAGCUACACCAUCACAACGAUGCUACAGUCACUGCCGACCGAGCUGCUAUACCAUGUUGCUGAUUUCGCCGCGCCUCGAGAUAUCCUCGCCCUGACCGAGACAUGUUUGGCGCUUCGGGAUGCCUAUGACCACAGCGCUUUCUGGGAACAGUCUUUUGCGGUGCUUGUGCCCACGGUGUCUUCGCCUUUGAUUAAAAACGAUAAAGAUUUGGUCGCAAAAAUCGCACAUCAGAUGAGUGAUGCGGAUGAAGAAGCAGGACUUUCUCGACCGGGCCAACAACGAUUGAUGUGGAAAUGCCUUUUUGUUACGGCAGAGCGAUUGCAACACAUGAAUGAAGAAUUGAGAAACGAUUUCGAAAUAGCUUACGGAUUUACAAGGGUUCCUCCCGAACAGCGAGAAAAGAAGCUUGUUAGUCUGCAUGAUCAGCCUGUGAAUCGAUUCGACGGGAGUGAAGACGUAUCAAAAACACCUAUUGUACCGCCCUUGGCGAGACCAAUCGAGCGAAACUUGAAGCUUUUAUCCAUGGCGAUUGUAUGGGGCUGCUCUUCGAUCGGCGACAAUCACACCUUGGCCACUCUUAAUAAAUAUCACAAAUUGGCUUUUAGCCACGGAAAAUCACCUGACCUAAAGCACUAUCUUGAAUCGCGUAGUUUGGAGAUCUCAUUUUGCGCGGUAGCAUGCAUCCUGCACAAUGCUUGGAGAAAACAACAUGACCUUGAUUCCGUCGCAAACGAUAUCGAAGGCGAAGAUUCACAUGAAUUCAUUUCGGAUUUUGAGCGUCACUACUAUAUGAAAUUCUUCCCGAAACAAACCGAAUUUUCUCAAGACGAAUCGCACAUCUGCUUCCCGCAGAGUCUGGCGUUGGCGAUUUGUGCCUAUGUGGGGCGCGAUUACCCCAAACCGCCGCAUCUUCAUCGGAUCCCAUUUUUGUCUCAAAGCAACGAGGAACAAUCUCUAGAAACUACCGCAGUUCCUGACGAGCCGAGAUUUGGCGGUAUUCAGAAUCUUCCUCUUCCGGACAUGUCCGGGAUCCCUAUGGACCCUUUAGCAUCAUCGCUUUAUAACACCAUCAGCUGGAAUGCCUGGUACACAGCUUGCGCUCAAUCACUAAGACACGAGCUCAUGAAUGGCUUGUGGGAGGGGGUCUAUACGUAUGAUAUCAGCCAACCCAUCCCUCUCGUCGAUCCCAUGAUGGAACAAAUACAAUUCCAGAUAUCACACGAGAGCCAAUCACAGAUAUCAUUUCAAGCAGAGAACUGCAUAGAUGGAAUCGGUGCUUUCAGACUGUUUGGGCGCGUCGAUAUGGAGAAUGGCACUUUCAGGGCAGAGAAGCGGUAUCUCGGUCGUCACGGUUUUCUAUGGAAGGGGGCUGUCACGCCAAUGGGGAUCGCGGGGUACUAUCACAAUGUGCCACGUCCCGGUUCUUGGUAUCCGUUGCCGUUGGGGAGGUUUUGGCUUUGGAAAAGGGAGUGGAGGACCGCUGAAGAUAUUUGA
Messenger RNA from Periconia digitata, 2070 nucleotides. The record is from the annotation of a GenBank genome assembly. Lineage: Eukaryota; Fungi; Ascomycota; Dothideomycetes; Pleosporales; Periconiaceae.